Macaca mulatta (Rhesus monkey) is the source of this 11453-nucleotide messenger RNA. RefSeq names its product kelch like family member 32 (gene KLHL32). Gene Ontology annotation, molecular function: protein binding. The record is from RefSeq and is a predicted model, not a curated record. Lineage: Eukaryota; Metazoa; Chordata; Mammalia; Primates; Cercopithecidae.
UUUAGAGGAGCAGAAAAAUCUAUGUGUUUACCAUGAACUAAGAACUAAAAGCAAUACAAGUUGCAAUUUUAAAGAUGUAGUAUUUUUUCUUGCCUACCCACUGUAUAUCAAUCAAAACUUGCUAGGUAGCCACUUUCUGAAGACAGAGAGGAAGAUCUAAAGAACUAAAGAUACUAUCUGCACCUUUAUGCACGGCUGGGGAGAGAAGAGUCAAACAAAUGAUACAAGUAGCAAGUGUAAUUAAAAGUCAGAGGAGGGAAAGUCCUCCAAGUUGGAGUGGCCUGCCUUUCCCUGGAGAUGGAAUCUGAUCUGGAUUGUCCCAUAGAGGGGAAGGGCAUUUAUAUUACAGAACUUCCCCUUUCUCACAAGCUUUUUAAAGUCUACUGAAGCAAACGAUGUCUUCAGAUCCCUCACAAAUAAUAAUCAUUUGUGACAAAAGAGUCUCAAAGUUCUGCUUAUGGUCUAAAGGAAAACUAAUGAGAAUUCUUUUGAUUAUAUCUGGGUUUUUUUUUUUGGCAGUUUGCACAUUUAUCUUUUUCUGAUCAUCACUAAAAACCAAGAGAAGUAGGCUUCUUUUUCAACAUUCUGGGGAAAGGCAGAAAAAUCUAACAUAUAGAAAACAAGGAGACCCAAGCAAGAUUCAUUGUGGAAGUCAGGCCUCAUGUAUCUGGUACCACAAGUGGGCAUUCCAUUAUAUUGCCCAGUUGUAUGAAAAACCCGACACCUAGUUAGCAUCACAAGGGAAUUUCUGAAGCUCAGAUCAAGUACUUAACACUUUUCUCAGUUAAUUGUGGGAGAGCUGUUUAUUUUGCCCAACUGUUAAGUUAUAUCUAUAACCAAGCUAUUAUUUCCUCUUUCCAUGUAAAGUCAUAGAUGUGCCUCACAACUGUUUGCUUUUUUUCAUUCUUGAUCCAACAAAUACUUCUCUGUUGCAAUCUGUGAGAAAGACAUUAUGAUUGGCAUUGUGCAGAAUACAAAAAGCAUGUGAUGCAAAACCUACUUUUUACUAGUUUACUGGGUACCUUUUUAAUAGUUUGAAGAUAAGCUACAUGCAUGAAUAGCUUAGUGGCAAGCUUAUUGUGUAUGUGAUAGGAGACUUGAAGUGGGAGACAUUAGAAUUCAUUCAGUGAUAAAGAGCCUUAAACAUACCAUAUCCUACUUGCUACUUUGUCCUUAAAAGCAGCUGAUAAAAUUUUUAAAUUUCACUUUGAGUUAACAUUGUUAAAAAUCAAACCAUAGUGAUUUUUAUGUAGAGUGGUUUCUCAGGCUAUUUGGAAUAGAUUUGGGAGUGGUUUUAAAAAGAUAAUUUCUUGACUUACAUAGCCAAGGAUGGCCUUUCAUUUAGAGGAAUUUUCAAAUUGUGAUAUAAAAUCAAUAUUGUAUAUAAGAACUUCAUGUAUGCUACUACAUCAUGGGCAUAGAAACCACUAUGUCUCCUGCCUAUCUUUAUCUGUAGUAAAGUAUCGACAUGGGAUAAUUUAGGUGACAUUUCGAAGGAGACUUGUCUGAGUGAAGUGCAUCAAUAAUUGGAAAUGAAAGAUUAUAAUUACAUUGAUGAAACAAAGCAUUGUUAAAAUAGCCGCAUCUGUUGAGUGUUAUUACCCAGAAAAAUCUGUAACCCUGUUCAAUUUGGACAUCUUAGAGGGGGAAAACUUGGGAAAUCAAAAUGACAUUACUCUUGUUUUAACCUUGAGAGGAGUUUAUUAUUAUCUUUAACCCAAGUUGUGGUUUUCUAUACUGACAGUACUUGAUGCUUAUUUUUCUUUCACAAGUCAGUGGCAUUCUCAGAACUAGAUGAGACAACAAGAGAAAUAGGUGUUUUUAAGGCUUUGUUUUGAAGGGUGCCUCAUCUAGUUCUAAGAAUGUCAGAACACCUAUUUUUAAGAUGACUGCAUCCACUAUAGAUUAUCUCCAUUAUCUCCCCCACAAACAGAUAUCAUAUAAUUAUGUAUAAUGUGUAUAAUUUCUGUGCCAGAGGCAUGAUUAAACUGCAGUGUGGAUGGACAAGGGGUUAUUGACAAGCCAGGGAGCCACGGCGGUAGCCAAAACUAAGACUACGUUUCAGAAAUUCAGAUGAUUGAGUCUCAGCUUGUAUCAUCAUUGGCACACAAGACACAGCUCUUGAGCAUGACAUCCCUAAGCUAGGCUGUGGGUUGUGUGUGGUAAAUACACCGACUCUAGGUAUAAGGCUAAUGGUUUUCUCUCAUUCAAGAAGGUAUAGGAGAAUACAAGUGAGUCUGGGUGGCAUUAUUUCAGAGAUAGGCUUAAAUCUACUCUAAAUUAUAAACAAAGUACUUCUUGUAUGAACUUUGGUCAUUUAUUAGUAGUACCUUCCUAAUUGAGAUAUUGAGAGACACCACAAAGGUGAUGGCCACUCUGCUGUAAAUGAGACCCACCAGGGGACAUCAGUGAGGCCAAGACUAGUUGUUCUCUUGCUGCCUUCACUGGUUUGGGAAGGGUGGGCUGCAAGGCCACAGGGUCAACACUGUCCUCAGACUGCUCUCCUUCCUCCCACUCAUGUCCUAACUGCGUGAUAAUUGCCUUGCAAAUGUAAUUACACUUGAAUAUAAACCAAAAUAAAACAAUAUUUGCCUUUCCCAUAUUUUUACCCCUACCAUAUUUGGUAGUUAAUCUCGGGAAUAACCAUUGAAGGAACCACUUAGGGGAAAAGGCCACACAGAAAGACAGAGUUUGGGGAAUAUAUAAAGUUUAAAAAUUAUUGAACUUGAAAAACUAGUGUUUAUUCCUUAGCUAGUGUGAUAUUGGGGACACAUUUUAUGGCUCUUCUUCUGUUAUUUAACUUGUCAUUCACACUAUGAGAAACAAAUAGAAGGAAAAAGAGAAGCCAAAUAGCCCUAAACCAAAGGAAAAUAAAUACUAUUUAAAAAUAUUCCCCAAAGAACAACAAUGUAUGCACCAUGAUUCUGAAUAGAAACUAAAUUUCAAGUGAGAAGCAGUGUGACAGAAAUGAAACCUUUUUAGAGAAAAAAAGAGAAAGAUUUUCUUUUACUCAAGAGAGUUUCUUGUUGCUGAGCUGUAAUUUCCAUUCAAAACCACUGCCGCUACCUGGGUACUCCCAUUUUUAAGUCACAGAAUGUAGGAGAACUGAAACAAUCUCGUAAUUAGGAAAAAGUAUCAUUUGAAAAGCUAUUAAAAUCUUUUGAUCUAAGUAGCCAAUUGAUAGAGGAAGUAAUUCUCUGUUGGACUGAAAAAGAAAUUUGGGGUGGAUUGAUUUUUUUGUCACAGAAGAAUGAUUAUAUUGUACUUGUUCAGUAACACUUUCAACUCUAGUCAUUAUUACCAAUUUUCCCACACAGAAAACAGAAUGAUCACUGGCUUUACCUUUAUGUGUAUGUGUCAGAAGGCCAGAAAGAGAAAGGGACAAUCGGGGAGGCCUGUGAGGUAUGAAAAAUGGCCUGAUUUGGACAAGGUUCAGAAUUGGAUAGACAUAUUGGAAAGACAUGGGCUAUUCUGUUUUUGCCUAAUUAUAAGCAAACAGAAAAAGCUCAUGGGCAUUCUUUCAUUAAACAUACAUGUAUUAAGCAUCUGCUCCCUACUGGAUACCAGGGACACACAAGGUGUGAAACACAAUCUUUGCUUCCAAGAAGCUUAAAUUUGGUAGAGAGAGAUAGAUCUGCAGUCGAAGGGUGCUUGCAGUGACAAGUGAUGUGCUAGAUAUGUUUGCACGGGGCAGAGUAGAAGCACACAGGAGGAGGUGGUCAAUUUGACCUGAUCCAGGGAAGUUGAAAAGAUGAUCUGGUUUCUUCAUUCAGCAAGUGCAGCUUGAAUGUACCUGGCGUUGUUCUAGGCUCUGAGGAUACGGUGGUGAACAAACCAACAGCUCCUUCCUCCCACAGAGCUUACUGGGGGAUCAGGGGAAGAGACAAACACAUUAUAAACAAAUAGGCAAAUAAAUGCUGGAGAUAAUUAUAGGUGAUGACAAACUCUAAAACAAAUAAGAUGGAGAAAUGUGACUGAGGGUGACAUGGAGAGGAAGGGAGAUGUGCUACAUAGGGUAUUCAGAUGAAACAAGGGAAACACAAAUCCUCCCCCAUAGGAAUUUUGCUUAUGCUGCUUCUUUGGCUUGGAGCAUCUCCCUGAAAUCCCACCAUCAUCCUGCUUUAAAAUGUAGGUUUUGUUAUUAUUGAGUUAUGGUGAGGCCAACAGAUCAGGAGACAACUCCCAUUGAAAACAUGGUUUGUUUCUGCUCCAAUAAGAGGGCACAGACCACACCUCCAGGACCACAUAGGGAAGCCCCAGGGUUGGUGAGGAGGUAGAAGGAGUGAGGGGGGAAAAGUGGAUCAGAGCCUUUAUAGUGGUAUCUGCAGGAAGGAAGUGGGCAAGGCAGGGUUAGCAGGCUUAUGAUUGGCUAGUUUGAAAGUUUCCGUGGGUUCUAGAGAGUAGGGGCUGGCUUUGGUUGUCUGGUACUUGGCCCUGGGAUGAUGGGGACAGAGGACUAUUGCCUUCUGGAGUGUAGAAGCCACAUAGAGGAGGUGGUUUAGAGUAAUGGUUCUGGAUUGGUUACUUUGCAUAUGAAAGCCGUUUGCUCUCUCAAAGAAUUGGCUAGCCCUGGGAGGGGCAGUCUCUUCCCAGUCAGUGAGACCCCAGGUGCCAGAACACAGAGAAUACAGAAAUAAAAUGUUGUUAAUAUACAUCCCCAUCCUACCCUUUGCCAAGUGAACAAAGGGUGCUUUUCCUUCAACUCUCAGCACCAAACGGCUUCUCAGGGAAGCCUUUACUAACUUUCUACACCAAGUCAACUCCAAGUUAGCCCUUUACCAAUUCCAAGUCAAAUCCCUGUUACGGACACUCAGUCUAUAUUCUACUCUUCGUAGCUUUUACCUCAAUUAUAGUUUUCCAUGUAAUUGUAAGGUUUUUAGAUUUAUGGCCUUCUCUUUCAGUAGACUAUAUAUCCCAUAAGACCUGGGGAUUGCCUUUGUUUGCUCAUCUGUGUUGCCAAUUCCUGCUGUAGUCCUGGCACAUAGUGUGAAUGUGUAGGUUGUUGUCAUGGCUAGAGCCAAGCCAGGGUGGACAGGGUUGCUGCACUGUAGGAUGUGAAGAUCGCAAAGUCCAGGUCAUGGAAGGCUAUACAGUGUUACUGAGUUUGGACUUUUUCCCAAAAGCAAAUCGGAAUUUAUUAGUGGGUUUUAAAGAGGUAAUAAAUAUGGCCAGAUUCUUGUGAAAAGACAGGAUGGAGAGUUUGCUACUGGAAGCAAGAACGGUAAUUUAGGACACCGUUGCAAGAAGUCCAGACAGGGGAUGAUAAGGGACAGAACAAGAAAUACUAAAGAGGAAAAAGAGACAGGACUGGCGAUUGACUAGAUAAAAGGGAGGAAUAUGGGCCAGCUUUUGGGUUCUUGAUGUGGGUGUCUAGAUGUGACUGUUAUCUAAGAGAGGAGAUACAGGAGAAGAUGCAGGCUAUUAUAAAAUAAGCUCAGUUUAGGCCGAGCACAGUGGCUCACGCCUGUAAUCACAGCACUUUGGGAGGCUGAGGUGGGCAAAUCAUGAGGUCAAGAGAUGGACACCAUCCUGGCUAACACAGUGAAACCGUGUCUCUACUAAAAAUACAAAAAAUUAGCCGGGCGUGGUGGCAGGCACCUGUGGUCCCAGCUACUCGGGAGGCUGAGGCAGGAGAAUGGUGAGCACCUGGGAGGCGGAGCUUGCAGUGAGCCGAGAUCGCACCACUGCACUCCAGCCUGGGUGACUGAGUGAGAUUCCGUCUCAAAAAAAAAAACAAAAAAAAACCCAAAACUCAGUUUGGACAUGAUGAGUUUAUGACUGUGGGAUACCCAAGAGACAGCAUCUUCUUAUAAGCAGUUGGGAAAAUGAAUUCAGAGCUUAGGAGAAAGAUGUGGGUUAGUUGUAUAGAUGUGGCAGGCAUUAACUUGCAAUUAGUUUUUAUCUUAAUUCUGUGGUUUUUAUUUUGGCCACCCCCUCUUUCCCUGAGUUAAUGGUGUGCCUUAUUCAAGACUUGAAUAUCUAAAGAAAACACAUGCUUCAUUUUGACCUCCUUGCAUCGGUGGUUAAUCAUGGUUUAUGGAUCCCAAACAACAAUCCUCAAAUAUACUUUAUUGUUCUUGCUCUCCCCGGCAACCUACUGUGUACUUUCCACGUGCCAAACUUUUAUGGAAUUAAAUAGCUUUAAUUACUUGGAUCUGUACAGACUUGCUGACCUCUUUAACCUCACUUUGUUGGAGAAGGCAGUGAUCGAUUUCUUAGUGAAACAUCUCUCUGAACUCCUGAAGAGCCGCCCGGAAGAUGUUCUAACGCUUCCCUAUUGCCUGCUUCAGGAGGUGCUGAAGAGUGACCGCCUGACCUCCCUGAGCGAAGAGCAGAUCUGGCAGCUAGCUGUGAGGUGGUUGGAACACAACUGCCACUACCAGCACAUGGACGAGCUCCUGCAAUACAUCCGCUUUGGCCUAAUGGAUGUGGAUACUCUCCAUACAGUUGCCCUGUCCCACCCCCUUGUCCAAGCAAGUGAGACUGCAACAGCCCUUGUCAACGAGGCCCUGGAAUACCACCAGAGCAUCUAUGCACAGCCCGUCUGGCAGACUCGCAGGACCAAACCACGGUUCCAGUCAGACACUCUGUAUAUCAUUGGUGGGAAAAAGCGCGAGGUCUGCAAGGUCAAGGAACUUCGGUACUUCAAUCCCGUUGAUCAGGAGAAUGCUCUCAUAGCCGCCAUUGCCAACUGGAGUGAGCUGGCUCCCAUGCCUGUGGGAAGGAGCCACCAUUGUGUGGCAGUCAUGGGGGACUUCCUGUUUGUGGCUGGAGGGGAAGUUGAGCAUGCCAGUGGCCGGACGUGUGCCGUGAGGACUGCCUGUCGCUAUGACCCCCGCAGUAAUUCCUGGGCAGAGAUAGCACCCAUGAAAAACUGCCGGGAGCAUUUUGUGCUGGGUGCCAUGGAGGAAUACCUCUAUGCAGUUGGGGGCAGAAAUGAACUACGCCAGGUUCUACCUACAGUUGAGCGAUAUUGCCCCAAGAAGAACAAAUGGACUUUUGUUCAGUCCUUUGACAGAUCCCUUUCAUGCCAUGCUGGAUAUGUGGCUGAUGGUCUUCUUUGGAUAUCAGGUGGAGUAACUAAUACGGCACAAUAUCAGAACAGGCUAAUGGUAUAUGAACCUAACCAGAAUAAGUGGAUAAGCCGUAGCCCCAUGCUGCAGAGAAGGGUCUACCAUUCCAUGGCUGCUGUAGAAAGGAAGCUUUAUGUUCUUGGAGGCAAUGACCUAGACUACAAUAAUGACCGGAUCCUUGUGCGCCAUAUAGAUUCUUACAACAUAGACACUGACCAGUGGACACGUUGCAGUUUCAACCUGUUGACUGGCCAAAAUGAAUCUGGAGUUGCUGUCCAUAAUGGGAGAAUAUAUUUAGUUGGUGGAUAUUCAAUUUGGACAAAUGAGCCUCUGGCUUGUAUCCAGGUACUGGAUGUAAGCAGAGAAGGCAAAGAAGAAGUAUUCUAUGGACCUACACUCCCUUUUGCUUCCAAUGGAAUAGCAGCAUGCUUCCUUCCAGCUCCAUAUUUCACAUGCCCUAACCUUCAAACUCUUCAAGUGCCUCAUCACAGGAUUGGCACCGUCUGAAAAGCCAAUGCCAUCAUGAACAGGAGGAAACCAUAGCCCUGACUGUUGGAUACUGGGCAUGAAAAGACUCAGUGCUCAAUGCUUCCUUGUCUUGCUUUAUAGGUCUUGUAUUCUGAUAAAUUUAAGCAAAAAAUGAACAAUUUUCUAAAAUACAUUAUUAAAAACUCUUGUCACCCUUCUCAGUGUAUGUCAACAUGCAAUAUGUAUGACUUUUAUUGUGGUAUAGCUUAGUGCCAACUUAAGGUACAUUGUGUCCCAAGGGUCUUUAGAACAUUCUUUGUACACUUUUUCUAAUCAGCACUGUCUUAACAUAACACUGUUAGUAAGGCAAUUUACUGGACAAAAUGGCAUCGAUGAUCUUAAAAAAUAUAUAUUCUGUACUUAAUCCCUUUAUUAUUUAAAGCGGGGCUUGUAAUUUUUCUUUUUAAAAUUUAACAUUAAGCAGCCCUGCUCAGUAGAAACUCAGCAUUAUGACAUCAUAAAUUUUUAAAUACCAUAUUUUAUUCAAGGUGAUACGAAUAAUAGACAUACACUGGAACAGCAGUUGGAACACCCAGAUUUUUCACCUUGGUUACGCUGACCUUGGGUCAGAACCUAACUUUACAAUACUUCAGUUUUCCCACCUUUUAAGGAGGAUAAUUACUGAUUUCCAUGUUAAUUUAAAAGAACAUCAUGAGGAUUAGGCAAACAUUUUGAAAUACUUUGCCCAAGAAAAAGAAAAAUGUUACUGAAAUUACAAGGUAUUUUACUGUCUUUAGAACCUUGUAAAUGAACAGGGAGAUUAUUUUUGAAGUUUAAAAAUUACUAGAUAGAAUUUGGAAACAUGUUAUGGAAUAAAUGAUUCUAAAAAGCAUGUGAAAGAGACACACAAUUAGGAAAUAGGGAGUUUAUUAAAAUCAAAGAUAUCUAAACUUGUACAGAUAUCUAAACUUGCCUCAAGUAACUCUCAGAUGUCUCAUUUAAAAUCAUUUAGUGAAAAAUGACAUUUAAAGCUAAAAAAUAAUUUAGUUGUACUAAUUAUGGUACCAUAAAGUGCUUUGACAUAAAUUUGAACCUAGAAUUGGCAGUUCUAAUAAAAGUUUUUCCACUUUGUUAAAGGUUAUGUCAAUCUUGAGUGCUUGUGGGAUUCUUCUCCACCACCAAUACAUAUUUUAUUACUAUCACUUUUAAUAAUGCAUAGGAAUUCUUUUUUAGGCUAGUUUUUGAGUUUGCUUUGUCUAUAACAAAAAAUAAAUACAACAACUUAAUAAUCACAUUUGAAAACAAAUUUAACAAGUAUAAUGUGAGUUUUUCUUUUUUUCCUAACUUCCUCAGGACCUAGGUCACCUUUAUUAAAAGGAAGAAUUCACUCUUUUUUCCUUGACAGUUUAAUCAUUCAGCAAUCCCUCUCUUAAAGGAAAUUGUUAUUUUAUUCAUGUAACCAUUUUUUGUAAUCAAAAGUGAAUAAAAAUGAUCUUUUUGUCUCACAGAAUUCACUAACUUCAUAUAUCAUUAUACAUAAAACAUAGAAAUAAAUAUAUGGUUUCUGGUUAUUCAGAUUUAAAGGGCAGGAAGGAGACUAGGGAGAAGGAAAACAGGUAGAUUUUUAAAAGAAUAGGAAUUUAGUAUAGACUAAAUUCCUUAGUAUACUUAGUAUAUUUCUUUUAGUAUAGACAAACCACUGUUGAGGACAGUUCUCAACAGUGAAAAUUGAUAUGGACAAUUGAUAUUUAGAAUGAUGACAGCUUCUUUAAAUGGUUUAAGCCAUCUAAACUAAAUUUUAAAAAUGCCUUACCAAGGCAGGAAAAUGAACUCCAGUAUUUCAGAAAUCUUUUCAACAGGGACUUAAGUAUUCAGCUAUAUUAAUUUUUGUACUUGGGACAUGAAUUUUCUCUCUAGCAGUUUUACCUAGUAAAACUAUGAAAAUCUAUUUGUAUUCCCAGGCCCUACAUCCAAUCAAUGAAAGGGAAAGCUCUAAAAACAAGCUUACCCAACUAAUGGAAAGGUAGCCUGAGACUACCCUCAUUUCUGUAUAUAUUUUUAACAAUUCAUAUAAAACAAAUCAGCAUAUAUUAUCAACCCCUCCUAAGUGAUCUUUAUAAUGUAAUAUUCACUAAUAUUACAGAACUGAACUCAGAAUUUUAAAAAGUUUUACCAGGUUCAGACACAUCCUUUAUAACUAUAGCCAAGAGUAGUACAAAAACAUAACAUCUCUUCCCUAAAAGGGAAAAAAACCUAGAUAAGUUAUAAUUAGAUCCUUUUAUUCAAGGUUAUCAAUAAUAGAAUUCUAUUAAACUAUGUCUGUUCAUAUGAGCCAAAUUUCACUGAAAGUAUUCAAAUAUACAUUUUCGAUUUAAGUGAACUACCCUAUAGUAAUUCAUCUUCCAUUUCCAUUUUUAUUCUUCAAAAUUAAAGGUUAUAUUGUAUUUGUAAUGUAAAUUAUUAUACUAAUGUGAAUUUCUAUAGGAAGGUCAUGAGACUUGCAAACAUUUAAAUAUCACUUCAAGUUUUUACUUUAAAAGAGAAAACAAAAUACAGUACCACACAGAUGAUAACAGAUAUUCUUGGUGUUAAAGGAAAAGCCAGCAAAGAUGUGAAUUUCUAAAAUCAUCUGUACAAUGCAAUAACACUUCUUAGAUCCUUAAUAACAAAAUAGCAAUUAGGUAAUGAUUAGGGUACUUUUCAUACUUUUUCCUUCAUAUUUUCUUCACACUUUAACCACAUGUACAUCAAACUCUUUCAGCUACCAUGACAUCGGAAAACCUAACUUUCUAUAGUUUUACCACAAAUAUAAAAACAUCAGUAAUAAGAUAGAAAUUAUUCCUUCUGGUAACAUGGCUCAUUUUUACUUUAGCUUCCACAUAAUGAAUCUGUUAUAAAAAGGAAGUUUUCAAUAAUCAAGGGCACAAUGUAAGUUAAAUAUAUACUUUUAUUACUAUAUAUAAAUUUUUAUCAUAUGCACAAAUAACUCAUAAAUAUGUAUAUAAAAUUAAAAUGUCCACAAUUUUUCUAGAAGCACAAUUCACAAAUGCAAUGAAUUGGACGCCAUCGGCACAACAAAAAUUUUAAUAAGUAUAAACUGGUCAAUUCCAACCAUUUGGUAAUUUACAAUGCAGGUUGUCACACUAUCAAAAUACACAUCUUAUUAAAUUUGUGAAGAAUAUGCUACGUUGCUAGCUUCCCAAACCAACUGUUUCUAUCCAAAUAAAGCAUAUUAUUUAUAUUGGCAUACUAUACUCUUGCCUGACAAGGCAAUAUUUUUAACUCUAAGAGGGGUAGGCAAAAGAUCAGUUUUUUGAAAAUAUAAUAUUUAUAUAAAAAGUCUGGAUAAAAAAGCAGUGGUUUAGUACAGAUGAUUCAACUUUUGGUGAGGUUUCUGUAUCUAUUUACCUUUCAGACAUGGGGAGACAUGAGUGGUAUGAUAACAUGUACGGUUUGGGGAAGGCAGAUUUCUAAAGGCUUUUCUCGACUGUAGAAGCUUGUCAAAUUUUUAUAUAACACAUAAUUUUAGCUGUCAAAGAUUCUGUGAAAGUACAUGAAAACAAGUCCAUGUAAUUAUUUAAGAACAAGGUAGUUUAAAAAAUUUGUUGUAAAGCAUGGAAGAAAAUAAUAAUAGGUAAUGAAAACCCACAAACAUCUGACUCACAAAUAUUAUAUAGAUGCUGAGGUAGAAAAAGUCGAAUAUGCUUAAGAAGAAAACAUACGAAGGACAGGUAUAGAUAUACAAGUUUUAAACUAUGAAAUUCUUCUAAUGCAAAUGAACUCAAUACUGAAUGACUUUUCCACAAUCCGUGCUUCCUUCCUCGCCAUGGAAACGUUCUAAUUAAAUUGAAAUUUAAAUCAUAACCAAAUCCAAAUGCCUAAUAAAGUCCUUUCAUCACUGUUGUCCUUCAA